This is a messenger RNA of Symbiodinium sp. CCMP2592, 639 nucleotides long. NCBI's taxonomy places the organism in Eukaryota, Dinophyceae, Suessiales, Symbiodiniaceae. The record is from the annotation of a GenBank genome assembly.
AUGGAGUACUUGCACUACCCGGUUCAGUUCGGCAAGGGGACUGGAACGCGAGAACAGAUGUUCUGGCUUUGCGGCAUUGUGUUCGUGCAGGCCCUUCUGACAGUUGCUCGCCUGAUCUACCUUUUCGACACGCUCGGAGGCUUCUUGAUGGGAGUCGUCGCGUUUAUUGGAUGGUACUGUGCCAAAAAAGGCAUGGACAUCACUCUGACCAGCCUGUGGGGCCUAGCGAGCGGACUCCUUUUCAUAUACGACUUCUUCGGCGCCCUUACAGGUGCAGUUGUGAACACCUUCAAGCUCGACUUCGUCAGAGUUGCAGUCCUGCUUGCCCUUCCACUCACUGACUUUCUGGCUGCUAGCUUCGGGUGGGAGCUCUUCAAGGAACAUGAGCGGAACGGAGGACUUCUCAAGCCGAUCUUCGCGGGCGGACAGGCCGUACCUGCAAAGCGGAUGGACGAAGAGCAGGGCAUCACCAAGCCGAAGCUCGAUAUAUGGAAGGGGACAGAGGGUACGGCGCCGUACCCGCCGCACGCACCUUACGGCUAUCCCGGGACCGGAAACUUUGCCGGGCAGGAGAUGCAGAAUGCGGCCGAUGGCUUUGUUAAGCCAACAACCCGACAUGAGAGCAAUGUCUGUUUCUAG